UCCGUGGCCCAUUCAGACACGCCGACGUCAGCGCUGCUAGGGCGGGACGUCCUGUGACGUUUCCUUACUUCCAUUCCUCUCCGUGGCGGCUCUUCAAUUGCCAGAGGCCAUGGCUUGGGCCGCGUCCUCGCUGCCCACCGACAAGUCCCGGUUCAUCUGUAUAUAUCCAGCCUACAUAAAUAACAAGAAGACAAUAGCAGAAGGAAGAAGAAUACCUCUUGACAAAGCAGUAGAAAAUCCAACAUCUACAGAAAUUCAGGAUGUAUGUGUGGCAGUUGGACUGAAUGUGCUUUUGGAGAAAAACAAAAUGUAUCCCAGGGAGUGGAACCGUGAUGCACAGUACAGGGGCAGAGUCCGGAUUCAGCUCAAGCAGGAAGAUGGCAAUCCAUGUCAACCUCAAUUUCCUACACGUAAGGCAGUGAUGCUGUAUGCUGCAGAAACAAUCCCCAAACUAAAAACAAGGACACAGAAAAUGGGAGGUAGUGACCAAAGUCUACAGCAAGGAGAGGGAGGCAAGAAAGGUAAAGGAAAGAAGAAGAAAUGAGAUAGUGGCUGGCAAAAAUACCAUAUAUAAAGAUGAACAUGGAUGCUGGGCAAUAAAGACUUCUGAUGUACAAGUUGGAGCAACAAACAAGAACUGUUGCAUCUGUUGUGUGGUAAUUUCUAAACUGGAAUGUAUUUAACUCACAUCUAAUUACAAUUGAUCCAUUUGUGAUCAUCUCAAGAAAUGUUUGCUUUAGUAUUGGCAGCAAAGGGGGGGGGGGGGGGUUGUUUGUAUCUGGUAGAAAUACAUCUGAAAUGGAUGCAGAUUAUAACACUGGUUGUGUUGGAUGAGGUCCAGAUUAAGGUAAAUGACAGUGGGAUGGUUAAUUUAGUGUUUGAUGGGGCCCUUAAAUCAUUUCCCCCUCUUUAGUAAAACAGCAAAGCAAUAUUUGAAUUAAACUGUUUUGAAAGGCCACCUUUAAUCUUCCCUAUCUAAGAUAUUAUUAAGUUUUACUACUGAAAUAUUCUUUACUGGAGCUGGGUAAACUAAAAAUAUCUCACAGCUGAGUAAUGCUACAACAUCUGUACGUACUACAUGUGUACAUGCAUAUUUUUCAACAGUGUGGGAUGAUAAGGUACUUGAAUGAAACUAGUGCAUUCACUCAUAGUCAGGAAUCAAUGACACGUGUUACAUUGAUUUGAGCAAGUAACACCUACUGAUGUUUUUUCAUCGAUAUAGUUCAUGAUUUAGCAUUUUAACAAAAACUUCGUUUGUGAUUAUAAUUAGAGGAGUUGAACUGUACCUGAAGGAGAAACUGAACAUACAAACUUGCAUAUCCUGUGGCUACUUGAGAUUAUAGUUAUGCAUUGACUGGAUUACAAAAACAGAAUUAUGACCCAUUAGACAAUUGUUAGUGUUUAGGCAUGCUACUGUAUAUUUAGAUUCUGAUUGUGUUGGGAGCAGUGGUGUUGUGGCUCAUCUAAAUCAAUCCUCUUUACAUAUUUAAAAACUAAUGUUUUGUGUAACCAACGUGGCUCCUGUUCUCGGCCUUCAGGGUCACCCAUUUAGUAUAGAUUAUUAGUCUUCAAUCACCGCAUUGCCCAGACCCACUGUACUCCAGGUAUGCAUGUGGAAACCCCUUAUGCUUUUAUGCUCUGUUUGUAAGGAGGCAAUGCUAUUUUAACCACUCCUUUAGUCAGGCUGUGACUAAAUCCUGAUCCACUAGAUCCUGACCCACUAGUGAUAUAGGUGUAACCAUCAAACCCACUGAAGUUCUUGCUUUUGUUAACGAAAAGUUUUGCUAACCUUCUCUAGGUGGCAGUAUUAUCAAAUGCAAUGUAUAGAACAAAAAGCAGAAUUCACACUCUAGUUCUAUAUACAUUAUUCCUUUUUUUAAAAGUUCCUGAUGACCAGAGCUAAAUCUUAUCUUUUAAUCCUGCACGUGUCUGCAGUUAGUUUCUGCUGCUUCCUUAGCAUCAUGUUUUGAAAAUAUUUAGGGUGUCACUAAGCUCUUCUUCACAUAUUAAACAUUAUAGAAACAUACAAAACACUUCAGUGUAGAAAGAGGUGUGUAAAUUGUCAGGUGAAGGGAUUAUGUUUAUAAAUUCAAUGCAUAUAUUUAAUGUUUUUGUAUCACUAAUCACUACAUGUUUUCAACUCUGAGCCCUGAGUCAUAUUGUCUGUGGAACCAGAUGACAGAAGAAACUUCACUGCUUUGCUUAUUUGACAGGUCUCAAAAUCAUGACCAAAAUUUUUUUUCUCUGGCAUGUGGGUCAUCCCAUUUCUUCCAGCAUAAGCCUGUUAACUUGCACGUUCACCAGAUGCAAGAGCCUUUCCUUUUCUGUUUAGAUGCAUGGUUUUGAGGCUUCUUUAUCACACCAAGCUCGAGAGCACAUGAUAAAGAAAGCUACUUUGUUGAGUCAUCUUAUAUAUAAUAGGGAAUAAACAAGGUUGGUGUCCCAUCCCUAGGUGUAAGGAGUUCCUUUACAUUUGGCGAACAGUAUAUAGUUCCCAAGCCAAGAAUAUAUAUUGUGAGCUGCUUUGGUUCCCAUACAUAAAUAAAGUAGCAGUUGAUAGCAA
This is a messenger RNA of Sceloporus undulatus (fence lizard), 2563 nucleotides long. RefSeq names its product signal recognition particle 19 (gene SRP19). The record is from RefSeq and is a predicted model, not a curated record. Gene Ontology annotation, molecular function: 7S RNA binding. Lineage: Eukaryota; Metazoa; Chordata; Lepidosauria; Squamata; Phrynosomatidae. Gene Ontology annotation, biological process: SRP-dependent cotranslational protein targeting to membrane, signal sequence recognition; SRP-dependent cotranslational protein targeting to membrane. The coding region runs from base 110 to 544 and encodes 144 amino acids. The transcript is spliced from 5 exons. Gene Ontology annotation, cellular component: signal recognition particle, endoplasmic reticulum targeting.